Messenger RNA from Penaeus indicus, 708 nucleotides. RefSeq lists its product as uncharacterized. Gene Ontology annotation, molecular function: cytokine activity. The record is from RefSeq and is a predicted model, not a curated record. The transcript has 2 exons. NCBI's taxonomy places the organism in Eukaryota, Metazoa, Arthropoda, Malacostraca, Decapoda, Penaeidae. The coding region runs from base 1 to 708 and encodes 235 amino acids. Gene Ontology annotation, cellular component: extracellular region.
AUGUGGGUUCCAUUCGGCAACUCGCUAGACAGUUCAGCCCUACUUAAACGUCGGCGUGCGAGAGCGGCCGCAGUCAUGGCCACACGCGGCUCACACUCGCUCUUGUGGCGCGCCCUCGCCGCCUUCCUGCUGGCGGCUGAGCUGAGGGCCGCUUCCUUCAGCCUCACGCCGCACGCCGACUACAGGAGGAAGUUCUCGUGGUCGCAGGCGAGGAGGUUCAUCAAGGAGACACAGGAGCAGCUCAGCGCCGACCUCCUGCACCAGAUGGAGGAGGCGACGCGGGCGGAGUAUAGGGAGGUGCCACACCCGAUCGCGCACACGUCGCAGCUUCUCCACGAAGGCAUCGACUGCUCGAGGAUCACCUCGGACCUCCACCCGAACAACCUCAAGGGCGACGUGCAGCUCCGACCCGCCUGGAUCCUUGACUCGCGCUUCAUCGGCGCCUGCCCGACGCGCUUCGUGAGUCGCGAGCUCCCGCCCAAGUACUUCCCACCGGUGGUCCUGGAGGCGCAGUGCGUGUGCGGCGGCUCACACUGCUCGCAGGAGGGCCACCAGUGCGAGCCCGUGUCGCGGCAGGUGCCAGUCUGGGUGCGCCGCGGCCCCGCCUUCCACGUGCUGGACGUCAUGGAGGUGACAGUGGCGUGCAUCUGCGCGCGGAGACGCAGCUACCGGGCCAACAACCUCAUCAUGGCGGCCAUCCAGAGCUAG